AUGGACAGAGUAACUUUAUACGAAGAAUACAGGCUUAUAGAAAAAACUGAACUAGAAGUAAAUGGAAUAUGGAAAGCGGCUCACCUACUGCUUUUCUUUCUGGCCUUCGUGUUUGGUUCGUUCUGCACGUUCUGUUUUCACAUGAUGAUGUACUUGUUUGAUGAGAAGUGCGUGCUAUUUCCCAAACUGCUGUCACUUACUUCAUUUCGUCAAAACAUUAUCUAUGAGUUCAUUCCGGAAGAUAAAGAAGUUGCUGACAUGCUACCAGUCGAUUUCCUAAGCACUCAAUGGGUGGAAAAAAGUGCUUGUUUACUGCCAACGUACGUCCCCCUCGUGUCUGGAAUCUUUGGUCUUGUUUGGACUACCAUGUUCUUGAUGUGUUCUACUGGGAGUCGAGUUCUUACUGGUUUGCAGAGACCAUGGCGUGUAAUACCACCUGUGUUUUUAUUCUCGUUAACUAUGGGUAGUCUCUGCGUGUACACAUCGGCUGUUACGCAUUACGGAUUGCAGGAACUAUGUCUUAAGCUUAGUGAAAUCACUGGCAGCACAACGUGUACAUAUACCAUAAAUGUGGCUACACUUGCUUAUGAACGUCGAAUACGUGGCGUCUACCAAGCGACUCGACUUACUAUUUUAUCAGCUUGGCUGCAUACAGGAUGCUGGGUGCUAUCUACUGUUUUAGCCGUAGCAAGAGUUAUACUAGCAGUUGACUUCCAAUUAGUCAAAGUCAGUGUGCAAUUGCAGGGAGACAUUGAUAGAAUGCUUGAGCGCCAUGAAAGACAUAUUCGUACCGUGUCACCGCUAACAAUGGAAGCAAAUAGCUCUGUUAACAGAUUUCUUCGCACAGAAAGUCUCAUUCAAAUUCACUUCAAAAAACAAGAACUGAAAGCCAGUUUCUUGAGAAAUAGCCAACUUAGUCACGUAAGGAGUUCAAAAUAUGACGAAGGCGACUUACUUUACUUUUCUGAUAUAACUAAGGAACCGUCAGAACCAUCAUUAGUUCAAUCAGAACGUGAUAAAUUGAAUAAAAUACGAGCGUACAACGCAGUAGCUGCGGAGCAUCGGUUUAUUGUAAAAAUGCUAUUUUCCUUACUUGAUGGUAUUGGUGUAUCUCAGACCCCUGAAAUUAUUUCUACUUUAAGUUCAAUGGAAUCUAUAUCUGAAAUGCGUCCGCAAAUAGUUCGACAAUUUGGACAACAACAUAUUUCGUCUAAACUAAAAAUUUUAGGAUCUCCUGUAAAAAUACAAGACAAUGAAGAUGUAGGUAUUUACGAAGCAGAAGAUAUAUCAUUAGAGAUAAAACAAGAUUUGCAAGCGAGAUUUAAUAGAAAGUUCAGUGAUUUGAAGAAAAAUAAUAACACUUCGCCGACGGACAUCUUACUUAAUCAACAAUCUAGUAUGAACAUAACUUCCGAAAUGAAAACAAAUAUAGAGAAAAAAAAGGAUGCAAAGUUUGUAGCAAGGACUUCUUAUACUAAUGAACCAGGCACUAGUAGAGGAGAGAAGAAAAAUGAAUUGAAAUCUAAUUUAAAACAAGUAGGUAUUCAAACAGGUGAAAAGCUGAAAGAGAAAUCCUUAAAAGUACAAAUAGAUUCUCGUACAAGCGUAUUUGAUUCAGUAACUUCGACAAGGUUCGAUAAACAAAGUCCAAAGGAAGAUAAGGACACUCAAACAAAAAAAGAAAAAAUGGACUAG
Messenger RNA from Vanessa tameamea, 1695 nucleotides. RefSeq lists its product as uncharacterized. The transcript is spliced from 6 exons. Bases 1 to 1695 code for a protein of 564 amino acids. Lineage: Eukaryota; Metazoa; Arthropoda; Insecta; Lepidoptera; Nymphalidae. The record is from RefSeq and is a predicted model, not a curated record.